Molecule: messenger RNA, 2704 nt
Organism: Trifolium pratense (red clover)
Lineage: Eukaryota; Viridiplantae; Streptophyta; Magnoliopsida; Fabales; Fabaceae
Product: cytokinin dehydrogenase 5
Exons: 5
Coding region: 517-2115 (532 amino acids)
Biological process (GO): cytokinin metabolic process
Molecular function (GO): cytokinin dehydrogenase activity; FAD binding
Source: RefSeq, a predicted model, not a curated record
UGUAUCUCAAAUCAGAGACACACACAGUAAUCACAUUCACGCACUUUCUAAUUUUCAUUCUGCACACUCCCUUCUUUCUAUCUCACACACUAUUGUUCCUCAAGAUAGAUAAGAAAAAAUACUCUCUCGCUAGCUCUAGCUAGCUACGUUGAUUCCCUAGCUAGCAGUUAUCUUUGUAUAUUCAUUCAACUAAGAAAGUGAAGAAAGAAACAAAUGUGAGGGGCUGGCUAGAGAGAAGAAAGUGAUGAUAUAGAUCGAUCGAACGGAGGAAUCAGGACACACACAACAAGAAAGAAAGAAUCAUUAUCUUUCUGCAAAUUGCGUACAAAAUCUUUAAAGUGAAAAUCUUCCUUACGUUAACACAACACAAGAUUUUGUUCUUUUUGGUUUGGACCUUUCCAACAUUUCAUAUAUCUUUUUAUUUUCUUUUUCUAAAAGACACAUGAAUUACAUAUGCUGCGCACAUGCACGUAGUGUACAUAUUAUAGCGGUUUCAAGAAAAUAAAGAAUAUAUCAAUGGAAGCCAUGAAGAACAAGCUACUCGUUAUUAUUCUGUUAUCAUUCGCCAUAUGCUGUUUAGUUUUAACGGUUGCAUUAACGGUGGAGCCAACUUUAACGGAGAUUCUCCACAUAGGACUUGAAGGUGAAGUGAGUGUGGAGGCUUCGGAGUUAGAAGCAGUUUCAUUCGAUUUUGGAAGGUUAAGCAGCAGAGGAGAGAAGACGACGUUGGCCGUAGUUCGGCCAGCGUCGCUAGAUGAUGUGGUAAAAGUGGUUAAAGCGGCAAAUAAGUGGCCGCCUUUUGCGGUGUCGGCCAGAGGACACGGACACUCAAUAAAUGGACAAGCGGAUACAAGAAUGAAAGGUGUGGUGGUUGAAAUGGGAAAGGGAAUUAAGGGUCCUAAAGUUUGGGAGAAAGAAAUGUAUGUGGAUGUUUGGGGUGGUGAAUUGUGGAUAGAUGUGUUGAAAGCAACAAUGGAGUAUGGGUUAGCACCUAUGUCUUGGACUGAUUACUUGUAUUUGUCUGUGGGUGGUACCUUAUCCAACGCUGGUAUUAGUGGUCAAACCUUCAAUUAUGGUCCUCAAAUUUCCAAUGUUUUUGAACUUGAUGUUGUUACAGGAAAGGGUGAGGUGAUGACGUGUUCAGAAGAACGUAACUCAGACUUAUUCCAUGCUGUUCUUGGUGGUCUUGGACAGUUUGGGAUAAUCACAAGAGCUAGAAUUGCUCUACAACCAGCUCCUCAAAGAGUUCGUUGGAUACGAGUUUUGUACUCAAAUUUUUCAACCUUUAGUAAGGACCAGGAGUUUCUUAUCUCACUGCAUGGGAAACCAGCAAGCCAAAGAUUCGAUUAUGUUGAAGGUUUUGUGAUAGUUGAUGAAGGACUCAUCAAUAAUUGGAGGUCCUCUUUCUUUUCACCAAGUAAUCCUGUUAAAAUCAGUUCGCUUAAUGCUGAUGGAGGUGUUUUGUACUGUUUAGAAAUUACCAAAAACUACCACCAAGGAAAUGCUGAUUCUGUUGAUGAGGAAAUACAAGGUCUAUUAAAAAAGUUAGAUUUUAUACCAACAUCAGUGUUCACAACGGACGUGCCUUAUGUGGAUUUUCUGAAUCGUGUACAUAAGGCAGAACUCAAACUUAGAUCCAAGGGUUUAUGGGAAAUCUCCCAUCCAUGGCUCAAUCUUUUUGUUCCAAAAUCAAGGAUAGAAGAUUUUGACAAGGGUGUGUUCAAGGGCAUUUUGGAAAAUAAGACAAGUGGGCCUAUUCUCAUCUACCCUAUGAACAAAAACAAGUGGGACCAUCGGAGCUCGGUGGUGACACCAGACGAGGAGGUGUUUUACCUGGUGGCAUUUCUGAGAUCAGCUUUGGAUGCUGAGACACUGGAAUACCUGACUAAUGAGAACCGUCAGAUUAUGAGAUUCUGCCAUGAUUCAGAGAUGAAGGUGAAACAGUACCUGCCCCAUUACACAACAUUACAGGAUUGGAUGGACCACUUUGGAGAUAAGUGGACCCAAUUCAAUGCCAUGAAGAUGCAAUUCGACCCUCGCCGAAUCUUAGCAACUGGCCAACGUAUAUUUGAUUUUGUUCAACCUUCCACCGUCAUCACUAAGGAUGACAUGUAAUGAAUCAAUGCAGCAUAGCAAACAAAACAAAUUUGGAAGGACCCAAGUGUAAAUAAGAUAAAUAAAGUGGAUAAUUAAUUAAUUAAUUAAUUAAUUAAUUAUUCAGCAAUAAACAGUGGUGUACAAUAAUGCUUAGGAAUUAGAAGGAUUAUAUAUCACAGCAACAGGGUUGUUGUUUUUUUCUUCCAAAGGUGGGGUGGCAUGUGCAAGAGGGUAGUUGAGGCGUUGCUAUCUUGAGAUUAUUGGGAUGGAUGGACUAUGGAGUUGAGUUAUUGUUAAUUUGUUAUCAAGGUGAUUGAAGAGAAACGUGGGACCUUUUUUGGAGGGAAGGGGAGAUAACAAUACACAUGACAUGUUUCAGUGUAGCACCCGUGAUCCCGACCGCCCGUCUCAUUUGGUUGUCUUGUCCACAUACAAGCAGCUGUUUCCAGGGUCCACUUCUCUGGAAUGGAUGUUCAUGUUUGCCAACUUCCCUGUUUACAAUUUUCACCAUUUAAUUACACAAAUGAUUGCAACUUCAUUGCCAAAUCCAAAUACCUUGUACAUAUAUUUUCAUCUGGUAUAUAAAGUUGUCUAUCGUUUAAUUUAA